UAAAAUAUAUAAUUUUUGGGUGUUUAAUUCGUUUCGAUCAAUCAAUCAUCAACAAAUACAUAAUUGAAGUCGGUAGUGAGGAAAGAGAGUGUUGCGCAGAGUGGUGAAAUGGCGACGGAGCCGCCGAUCUUCCAGGAAUCCUCUCGCUGCGAUGUCUGCAAAUGCAGCUUCUCAACCUUCCGCCGCCGGCAUCAUUGCCGAUGUUGUGGCCGAACAUUAUGUGCUGAACAUUCAUCCGAUCAGAUGGCCUUGCCACAGUUCAAUAUUUACUCAAAUGUGCGAGUUUGUGCUGAUUGUUUCAAUAAUGGCUCUAGAUUCAAGAAGGAUGGUGCGCCAGCUACUUCAAAUGAAGUUAAUGCUGUAACGGAUUCGAUUUCAAGAUUAGAUAUCGGUGCAGUUUCAGAUACCAAACCUGAAGUUAGUACCGGAAAAUCUCCUCUCCCUGAAGUUCCUGAAUGCAAGUGCGGAAUGCCUUUGUGUAUUUGUGAAGCACCAGCGCCUCCAAAGAAUUCUAUGACAUCACAGCCAUUAGCAACCACCUCAAAUUCCACACUUCACUCAAUUUCGAAACCGAAAAGGACAGAGCAAACUCCUAAGAGUAGAGGUUCAACGUCAAACAGUUGGCAAGGUACUCAAUUCAAUUCUGGUCAAGUUGCAAACGGUUCCGUGGAUAUAUCAUCUGUUCAUUACGAAGUUACUGGAGAGGGUUUAAGAGAAGCAAUAAAAAAUGGCGAUACAGCUGCUGUUAAGAAGCUUCUGAGUCAGGGCGUGGAUGCAAAUUAUCGCGACAAGCAAGGCUCAUCUUUGUUACAUUUGGCAGCAGUUUUCAACCAUACUGAGAUAGCUUUUGCCCUCAUUGACAAUGGAGCAAGCUUAGACUGCAAAAAUUCACAAGGCGAAACACCUCUGGAUUGUGCUCCAGCUACAUUACAGUACAAGAUGAAAAAGAAGAUGGAAGAAGAUGCACAAUCGGAUCGCAUAAAAAUGAUGGAAGAAGAUGCAUAAAAAUGAAAAACGAACUCCACGGAAAUGGUGUUUAAUUUCUAGAAUUGGAAAAUAAAACUGCAAAGUUGAGGUUUGCUGUAUAUUACUAUGCUAUCGUAACAACAAAAUAUAUGGAUAGGCACUUGUAGAAGAGUCUUCUCCACAUUUAACUAUUUAAUUUCCUAUCUUAUUCUUUUCGGGUUCCA
This is a messenger RNA of Erythranthe guttata (spotted monkey flower), 1190 nucleotides long. RefSeq names its product Ankyrin repeat family protein. The record is from RefSeq and is a predicted model, not a curated record. Gene Ontology annotation, biological process: protein transport to vacuole involved in ubiquitin-dependent protein catabolic process via the multivesicular body sorting pathway; protein targeting to vacuole. Gene Ontology annotation, cellular component: ESCRT-0 complex. NCBI's taxonomy places the organism in Eukaryota, Viridiplantae, Streptophyta, Magnoliopsida, Lamiales, Phrymaceae. Gene Ontology annotation, molecular function: phosphatidylinositol-3-phosphate binding; ubiquitin binding; metal ion binding.